AUGUUUGAGCAGAAAAUUGGAGCUGAGCCUUCUGCCCAGGAGCAUUACAAUAAUGUUCAUCGAGUGUUGCAACGCCACCAGCUCGUUGAUGAACAGUGUUGCAACGCUGGGAUGCAGCUUCAUGAUGCUGUUCAUCCCAAAGCAAUGUCAAAUUCAAUUCUACAACUGCUCGCUUCUGACAAGUUUAACGGAGAAGGAUAUUCAAACUGGAAAUCCAACAUUAAUACGAUAUUAGUUGUGGUUGAUUUGAGGUUUGUGUUGAUGAAGGAAUGUCAUUUGAUUCCUAAUACAACAGCGAACCGAAAUGUUCGAGACAUCUAUGAUCAGUGGGUUAUGGCUAACGAAAAAUCCAGGGCUUAUAUCUUAGCAAGUAUAUUCGAUGUACUUAAUAAGAAAUAUGAGGUAAUGCCCACUACCUGUGAGAUAAUGGUGUCGCUCCAAGAGAUGUUUGGGCAACCGUCAUCCUCUGUUCGGCAUGAAGCCAUUAAGUAUGUUUAUAGUACUCACAUAAAAGUUGGUACCAAUGUUAGAGAACAUGUUCUCAAUAUGAUGGUCCAUUUUAAUAUUGUUGCGGCUCAUAGGGCAAUGAUAGAUGAAAUCAGUCAAAUCAGUAUGAUAUUAUAA
Benincasa hispida (wax gourd) is the source of this 624-nucleotide messenger RNA. NCBI's taxonomy places the organism in Eukaryota, Viridiplantae, Streptophyta, Magnoliopsida, Cucurbitales, Cucurbitaceae. The record is from RefSeq and is a predicted model, not a curated record.